Messenger RNA from Lactuca sativa (garden lettuce), 600 nucleotides. The record is from RefSeq and is a predicted model, not a curated record. Lineage: Eukaryota; Viridiplantae; Streptophyta; Magnoliopsida; Asterales; Asteraceae.
AUGGCUCCAUAUAAUCAACAGAGUGAGGAGGACAAAAAUAUUAGUACUACUACUCCUCCUGAUGUUGCUGCACAAAGCAAACCAAAUCUGAAAAAGAUUCAAAUGAUGUCUAAAACAAUAGGUGAAGAUAAUAUUCAAAGCAUAAAAACUUAUGUUACUGAAUUAAAAGAACGUGUGUCAAAGUUACAAUACCAAAAACAGCUACUUGUCUGCCAGGCAUUCGAGGUAGAGGAAGCAAACGAUGGUGGUGGUGGUGGGGCCUCUGAUGAGACGGAUUUUGUGGAGGAAAUGGAAUAUCCUAUCAUGCCACGUCACCUUGUGUUAUGUCAGGUACCUAUGGAACAAGCUUGUACUCCUCGAAUAAUAGUAUUGCAAUAAAACUACUUUUGUCAAACACAUAUAUGUACACUACACUAACGGCACACCUGUUGGAUUAGGGUCUGAUACGUGUUCUACAGGUGUAUAAUCGUACUGCCAUCCCACUGGAUUCAUCCCCGUUGCUUUCUUUCUUUUUACAUUUGGCAAUGUCGGCUAUCUACGUGUCAUUUCCUACAAAAUAUCCGUUUGUGAUAAUAAUUUAAAAAUAAAAUAAAAAUAAAA